This is a messenger RNA of Corythoichthys intestinalis (scribbled pipefish), 702 nucleotides long. Its product is annotated as transcription factor Adf-1-like. Gene Ontology annotation, biological process: regulation of transcription by RNA polymerase II. NCBI's taxonomy places the organism in Eukaryota, Metazoa, Chordata, Actinopteri, Syngnathiformes, Syngnathidae. Bases 1 to 702 code for a protein of 233 amino acids. The transcript has 2 exons. The record is from RefSeq and is a predicted model, not a curated record. Gene Ontology annotation, cellular component: transcription regulator complex; nucleus.
AUGAAUCCAGUCGACGAGAUGCUGAUUGAAGAGGUCCGCAAGUACGACCACCUCUAUAAUGUGUCGUCAACGAAUUAUAAAGAUUGCCAAAUGGCGAACAACUCAUGGAAGGAGAUAGCGGCAACUCUGGGGUUGGAGGUAUCGGAGUGUACGAAGAAAUGGAAGAACCUCCGCGACAAGUACGUGCGAGUGCGAAAGCGAAUGGCCACACGAAGCGGUGAUCCAGCCAGCCAAAAAGUGCCCACAUUUUACCACCUGAUGUCCUGGCUGGCACCAAACGUCAAGCACCGGGAAAUGGAUUCAAAUUACGUGGACGAGGUGUCACCAGGCUCAUCAUCCAAAGAUGAAGGGGAAUUUUCCUCAUCAUCAUCAUCAGCGCAGUCCCAGUGCUCCACACCGGACCUUCCAUCUCCAUCCGCAUCCCCUGUUCCUCCUGCAUCCCCUGCUCCUUCUGCAUCCCCUGCUCCUUCUCUUGCCCAAAAGUCUCCCCUGUCUCGCCCAAAAAGGAGGCGGGAUCCAACGGAUGAGUUGCUAUUCAAGCACCUUUCCAGGCUUGAGAAAGUGAGGCAUGAGCUGAGGCAGAGUGUAGAUGCAUACACAAGGUUUGGGCAAACUGUGGCCGAACUUGUGCGGCAAGCGCCAGAGGACCAGAGGAGUGCUCUCAUGGUAAAGAUUCUCACAGUGAUCCACGAAAGUGAAUGA